GUCUCUCAUUUCCAACCUCAGAAAAUUAAUGGCAGCCCUUUACUUCACUCCAUCUUCAUGUUUCACUCUCAACCCAAAACAGCCACACCCGACCAAACUGCCCUCAACCUUUCAGCUGACUCUCCGGCCGACACGACACCGUACACGGCGGCAGUGGAAUGUGGUCCGGUCGUACAAGGUAGUGGUGGAGCACGAGGGCAAGUCCACUGAGCUUGAAGUGGAGGAAGAUGAGACCAUACUAGAGAAGGCAUUGGAAUCUGGAUUGUCUGUGCCGCAUGACUGCAAGCUUGGGGUGUGCAUGACUUGCCCGGCUAAGCUUCUCGGCGGGGAGGUGGACCAGAGUGAAGGUAUGCUGAGUGAAGAUGUGGUGGAGGGUGGUUAUACAUUGCUCUGUGUUUCGUAUCCCAAAUCGGAUUGUCACAUUCGGACCAUACCGGAAGAGGAGCUGCUCUCACUUCAAUUAGCAACAGCUAAUGACUAGAAAUUUUGGUUCUUUUGAAACUGAGGCAUGUUUGUAUCGAGUUAUGGAUUGUUGAAUAGAACUUGUGUGUUUUGCUUUAUUAC
Messenger RNA from Argentina anserina (silverweed cinquefoil), 564 nucleotides. RefSeq names its product ferredoxin C 1, chloroplastic. Gene Ontology annotation, molecular function: 2 iron, 2 sulfur cluster binding; electron transfer activity. NCBI's taxonomy places the organism in Eukaryota, Viridiplantae, Streptophyta, Magnoliopsida, Rosales, Rosaceae. The transcript has a single exon. Gene Ontology annotation, biological process: electron transport chain. The record is from RefSeq and is a predicted model, not a curated record. Bases 29 to 481 code for a protein of 150 amino acids.